This is a messenger RNA of Strongyloides ratti, 1305 nucleotides long. RefSeq names its product Isocitrate dehydrogenase [NADP]. Gene Ontology annotation, molecular function: magnesium ion binding; NAD binding; isocitrate dehydrogenase (NADP+) activity. The transcript has 2 exons. Lineage: Eukaryota; Metazoa; Nematoda; Chromadorea; Rhabditida; Strongyloididae. Gene Ontology annotation, cellular component: mitochondrion. Gene Ontology annotation, biological process: isocitrate metabolic process. The coding region runs from base 1 to 1305 and encodes 434 amino acids. The record is from RefSeq and is a predicted model, not a curated record.
AUGUCAUUUUCACUUCUUAGAAAUUCAAUGAGUAUUAGAAAAUUAACUACCUCAAUUUCUGAUGGUAGUGGAAAAAUAAAAGUUGCCAAUCCAAUUGUUGAAUUAGAUGGAGAUGAAAUGACUAGAAUUAUUUGGAAAGAAAUUAAAUCUAAAUUAAUAUUACCAUAUUUAGAUAUUGAUAUUAAAUAUUAUGAUCUUGGUCUUCCUAAUAGAGAUCUUACAAAUGAUGAAGUUACUACUGAAUCUGCACUUGCCAUAAAAAAAUAUAAUGUUGGAAUUAAAUGUGCUACCAUAACUCCUGAUGAAGCAAGAGUUAAAGAAUUUAAUCUUAAAAAAAUGUGGCUUUCUCCAAAUGGAACAAUACGUAAUAUCUUAGGUGGAACAGUUUUUCGUGAACCAAUUCUUUGUAGAAAUAUUCCUCGUAUUGUUCCGGGAUGGGAAAAACCAAUAAUUAUUGGUAGACAUGCAUUUGGUGAUCAAUAUAAAGCUGUUGACUUAGCAGUACCACAAGGAUCUACAUUUGAAAUUCAAAUUACCCUUCCAAAUGGAAAUGUUCAAAAACAUAAAGUAUUUAAUUUUGACAAUUCAGAUGGUGUUGUUAUGGGAAUGUAUAAUACAGAUGAAAGUAUUAAAGCUUUUGCUCAUUCAUCAUUUCAAUAUGCUUUAAUGAAAAAAUAUCCAUUAUUUUUAUCAACAAAAAAUACAAUUUUGAAAAGAUAUGAUGGUAGAUUUAAGGAUAUCUUUGCUCAGAUAUUUGAAGAAUUUUAUGAAAAAGAUUUUAAAGAAUGUGGUAUAUAUUAUGAGCAUAGAUUGAUUGAUGAUAUGGUUGCACAAACAAUUAAAGGUUCUGGUGGUAUAGUAUGGGCAUGUAAAAAUUACGAUGGAGAUGUACAGUCAGAUGUUGUUGCUCAAGGAUAUGGUUCUUUAGGCCUAAUGACAUCUGUCUUGAUGGCCCCUGAUGGUAAAACCAUUGAAGCGGAAGCAGCUCAUGGUACCGUUACCCGUCAUUAUAGAGAACAUCAAAAAGGCAAUAAAACAUCAACAAAUCCGGUUGCUUCUAUUUUUGCUUGGAGUCGUGGUUUGGCACAUAGAGCCAAACUUGACAACAAUAGUGAAUUAGCCAAAUUUGCCCAAACAUUAGAAGAUGCUUGUGUUGCCACAAUAGAAUCAGGAAAAAUGACCAAAGACUUGGCCCUUUGUGUUUAUGGGCCAUCAAAUAUAAAAGAAGGAACAUACUUGUAUACGGAAGAAUUUUUAUCUGCUAUUGAUACAAAAUUAAAAGAGAUUGUACAAUUACCAAAUUAA